AACUUGAGAAGUAAAAUCCAGAAGUGACAUAACGUUUGGGUAAUCUGUGGUUCGACAAUUAGAACUUCUUUUCUGUUGUCAAAAUAGGCGGAAGUUAGUUGUUGGUCAAGAUGUUGAUGCCAAAACAGAAUCGCGUUGCGAUUUAUGAAUAUCUCUUCAAGGAGGGUGUUAUGGUAGCUAAGAAGGACUACCAUGCACCUAAACACCCUGAUCUCGAGAAGAUCCCCAACCUUCAGGUCAUCAAGGCGAUGCAGUCGUUGAAAUCUAGAGGUUAUGUGAAAGAACAGUUUGCGUGGAGACAUUUCUACUGGUACCUCACAAAUGAAGGCAUUGAGUACCUCAGAAUCUUCCUCCACUUGCCGCCUGAAAUUGUACCCGCUACACUCAAACGAUCAGUACGUGUAGAGACAGUCCGUCGUGGUGCCGUUGGCCGGUCAGAUGCCCCAGCACGCUCCGCUGAAGACAGAUCAAUGUACCGUCGUGCACCUACCACACCUGGUGCGCCACAUGAUAAGAAGGCUGAUGUCGGUUCUGGCUCUGCUCCUGUUGAAUUCAGAGGAGGAUACGGACGUGGCAGACCUGCUCCUUAAUUAAGCUAAAUAAAAAAUUAUCUAAA
Molecule: messenger RNA, 616 nt
Organism: Melitaea cinxia (Glanville fritillary)
Lineage: Eukaryota; Metazoa; Arthropoda; Insecta; Lepidoptera; Nymphalidae
Gene: RpS10b
Product: 40S ribosomal protein S10
Exons: 4
Coding region: 111-590 (159 amino acids)
Cellular component (GO): cytosolic small ribosomal subunit
Molecular function (GO): RNA binding; structural constituent of ribosome
Source: RefSeq, a predicted model, not a curated record